AUGGCUCAACUAUCUGGUGCUGAAUACUUGGCUUCAAUUUAUGGAACUGAAAAGGAUAAGGUUUGUUUAUUCAAUUUUAAUGUUUUUCUUUAACAACAUUAUCGUCUUUUUUAGGCUUUUAAGAGGAUCUAAAUGGUGUUGCAGCAUGCAAACCGUGUUGAAUUUUGCGGAAAAGUUGAUUUUUUAGAUUUUUCAAAAGAAAAUGUUAUUGUUUUAGAUAUUUUGCUGACAUUGUACAUGUUUUGAAGAAGUUUUUGUGUUUGGAAGUUCAGUCUGUUAAAACUAUUUUUAGAGGAAUAUUUUAGAUGUUUCAGCUGGUUUUAGGUGAUUCGACGGAUUUUUUAGGUUUUUAGGGCGGAUUGACGUAAAUUAAAGGCUUUGAAUUGUUUGUGUGUAAGUGUUCAAAGCUCUAAUUAAAUUAUUGAUUUAGACAAGGUGUUUCAUAUUAGGAGUUAACGGUUUGAUUUUGAAAUUUUAGGUAAAUUGCUCAUUCUACUUUAAAAUUGGAGCAUGCCGACAUGGAGACAAGUGCUCUCGAACUCACAACAUGCCCACAUUCUCACAAACUGUAUUGUUGAAAAAUUUGUAUCACAAUCCAGUCAUCGACAUGAGACAAGCUGAUGCUUUCUCAAAGGUAUUGUUUUUCUUUUUUUUACUUUUAAGGUUUAGGUUUACAAUUUGAUUUGAAUACUUUAUGUCAUUUAGCUUCUUCAUAUGACGCUUUUUAAUUAUACACAUUUUACAAAUAUGAUUCCUUUGUUUGUAUAAAAUUUAGUAUUAAAGCGAUAUUUGCAGGUAGGACAAGCUAACACGGAAGAACAGAAGUUUUUUGAUGACUUUUUUGAAGAAAUAUUUAUGGAAAUUGAUAACAAAUAUGGCCGAAUUGAAGAAAUGAAUGUUUGUGACAAUAUUGGAGAACACAUGAUAGGCAAUGUUUAUAUAAAGUUUUUCCGUGAAGAAGAUGCCGAGCGUUGUGUGAAGGGUUUAGAAAAUCGAUGGUUUAAUGGCGAACCAAUAUACGCGGAACUGUCGCCUGUAACCGACUUUCGAGAAGCAUGCUGCCGACAAUACGAACUUGGUGGUUGUCAAAAAGGAGCAUUUUGUAAUUUUAUGCACUUGAAACCGAUUUCGCGUGACCUGAGACGGCGCUUAUAUGGUGGACGAGGUCGCUCUCCGCCUAGGCGACGCGGUGGACCACCUCCACGACGUGACGAUGGCGGAUAUGGAGGAGGACGGAGAAGAUCAAGGUCUCCAAGGCGAAGAUAUUAA
Molecule: messenger RNA, 1269 nt
Organism: Bursaphelenchus okinawaensis
Lineage: Eukaryota; Metazoa; Nematoda; Chromadorea; Rhabditida; Aphelenchoididae
Source: the annotation of a GenBank genome assembly